AUGGCGAAGUCUAAAGCUGCGAAGCGUAAGCGCAAUGCACAAGUCGGCCUUCCACAAAAAUUGCCCAAACCUGACUCCACCCUGACCCCUCCUCCUGAUGGCGCAACCCUCGAGCCCAAACACCUUAAAACAGUCGUCUCAGACGAGGAUCUCGAUAUCACCGUCGAGACGCUCACGGCCCUCGCAGAAUACCCUAGCCUGACCAAGUCAAAGGCUUGCAAAGAUCUUCGAGUUGCUGUCUAUGACUUUCGUCAGGCUUGCACUACCGGUCUUAAUACGGCUGAGGGUGCAAACCUCACAGCACGUAUAACCGGUGCCCUGGCCGACGAGAAAUACAUGGAGGCCAAAAUUUUGCUUGCCGAAAUGAGAAUCAGGGGUGAACAGCCUAAGAUCGGAGCCUUGUGUCGCUGGGUAAGAGAUCUGGACGUUGUCAGCGGGCUCUCAACACAGCCGAAAGCAUGCGAUUAUAAUCCCCCUAGUCGUAGCGCAAGAGACAUGGAACUACUUGGCGUUCUUGAUGCCAUACUGCGCGUCAGCACACCGAUCGACACCAGCUCGAACGCCUCCAGCUCACCCUCCCCGAUUGCCUUUCACUCUAUUUGGGACCUCCGACCGUCGACCGCACCACUACAGGUCUACGCCUCGGUUCUCGACAAAUCUAUCCUGGACGAGGCCCCGAAAUCUCCCACCGCCCUCCGCGUCAUCGAACAUACCCCCGGUGCACUUCGCAAACCUCCGAACCACCAUCCCGCAAUCCUCUAUACAACAGAACCUAAUGCUGUCCCGUUGGCUCCCGUGGGUCCCUCUAUAACAUACCACCCGCAUCCUGCUGUUCCUGGCCUCGGCCUGGCUAUGGACGUCCUCUCCCCCACGGAGUGUAAGGCGAUCAUUGCAGCUGGGGAGUCUGUCAAUUUCCUACCCGAUGCGCCUUUGCGCGAAGACGGCGACGUGAGCAUCUUGGCUCACAACUUCUACUGGAUUAUCGACACUACUUUCCAUGACAUGCUUUGGGACCGCAUCUCCCCUUAUGUGCCGCCCUCGAUUAACGGCCGCUUAGUACGAGGCAUCAAUCGACGCUUCCGGGUAUACAGAUAUGUCCCCGGUGCCGAGUACCGGUGUCAUAUUGACGGAGCUUGGCCACCAUCAGGUAUCCUCCCGGAUGACACAUACGUGUACGACUCGUCGCCCGAAGACCGAAGGCAGAGUUCUAUGUAUACAUUUUUGCUAUAUCUUAACGACGAGUUCGAAGGCGGAGAGACCACCUUCUUCAUGCCAGCCGCGCGUGAGGGAACACUCAACGCGUACCCCGUACGACCUGUGAUGGGAUCCGUUGCCAUAUUCCCGCACGGCGAGGCAAACGGGGCCUUAUUACAUGAAGGGACGGGGGUAAGGAAGGGUGCUAAGUACAUUAUUAGGACAGACGUAGAGUACGAUGUUAAGCCUUCCGAGGAGGGACAAUAA
Penicillium canescens is the source of this 1461-nucleotide messenger RNA. Its product is annotated as prolyl hydroxylase family protein. Gene Ontology annotation, biological process: peptidyl-proline hydroxylation to 4-hydroxy-L-proline. Bases 1 to 1461 code for a protein of 486 amino acids. NCBI's taxonomy places the organism in Eukaryota, Fungi, Ascomycota, Eurotiomycetes, Eurotiales, Aspergillaceae. The transcript is spliced from 2 exons. Gene Ontology annotation, molecular function: procollagen-proline 4-dioxygenase activity; L-ascorbic acid binding; iron ion binding. The record is from RefSeq and is a predicted model, not a curated record. Gene Ontology annotation, cellular component: endoplasmic reticulum.